AUGGAAGCUAGAAGCAAGCCUCAGUUCGUGGCUCUCCUGAUGCUCUUCAGCAUGCUGCUCUCUCAGUCACUGGCUUGGCCUCUCUUUGGACCGCCGUCUGCAGUGAGGUUGGAUGACAGGGUGCAGUUUGAAGGAGCAGGUGGCCCUGAUCAAGUCACUCUACAGGCAGACUCUGACAUCUUGCAGAAUGCCUUAGCAGAAAAUGACACACCCUAUUAUGAUGUGUCCAGAAAUGCCAGGCAUGCUGACGGAGUUUUCACCAGUGACUACAGUAAACUUCUGGGUCAGAUUUCUGCCAAAAAAUACCUUGAGUCACUCAUUGGCAAGCGAAUCAGUAGCAUCCCGGAAGACCCUGUGCCCAUCAAACGACACUCUGACGCCGUCUUCACAGAUAACUACACCCGCCUCAGAAAGCAAAUGGCUGUGAAGAAAUACUUGAACUCCAUCCUAAAUGGAAAGAGGAGCAGUGAGGGAGAUUCUCCAGACUUCCUUGAAGAGCUGGAGAAAUGAUGAGAAGACUCCUCUGGGUAGAGCUGAAGAUCAGAGAAUUCUUGAAGGAAAACAACCAAGUGAUUACAUUAUGAGUUCUACAUAUCUAAUUCAAGAAAACAACUCCCAUAGCAAAACCAAAUAAAAUGUG
Messenger RNA from Mastomys coucha (southern multimammate mouse), 640 nucleotides. RefSeq names its product vasoactive intestinal peptide (gene Vip). The transcript has 6 exons. Gene Ontology annotation, cellular component: extracellular region; neuron projection; perikaryon. The record is from RefSeq and is a predicted model, not a curated record. Gene Ontology annotation, molecular function: neuropeptide hormone activity; peptide hormone receptor binding. Lineage: Eukaryota; Metazoa; Chordata; Mammalia; Rodentia; Muridae. Gene Ontology annotation, biological process: regulation of protein localization; positive regulation of endothelial cell proliferation; positive regulation of penile erection. Bases 1 to 510 code for a protein of 169 amino acids.